UCAGAGGCCGUACAGGAAGUGAAGAGGGACGGACACACCUGUGUGAUGCUGGGGGGGGACCACAGCCUGGCGAUCGGCUCCAUUCACGGCCACGCGGCGGCGGUGGGAGAUCUGAGCGUCCUGUGGGUGGACGCUCACGCCGACAUCAACACGCCGCUGAGUUCAGGGACCGGAAACAUCCACGGACAGCCCAUGUCCUACCUGCUGCACGAACUGCAGGAUCAGAUCCCCGUGCAGCCGAGCUUCUCCUGGAUCCGACCGUGUGUUUCUGCUAAAGACGUCGUGUACAUCGGGCUGAGGGACCUGGAUCCAGCAGAACACUACCUGCUGAAGCGGCUGGGGGUGAAGGUGUUCUCCAUGACGGAGGUGGACCAGCUGGGCGUGGCUAGAGUGAUGGAGGAGACGUGCGACUACCUCUCUGACAAAGUGAAGAAACCGAUCCACCUGAGCUACGACGUGGACGCCAUCGACCCGUCGGUGACGCCGGCGACCGGGACCCCGGUGGCGGGGGGGCUGACGUACCGGGAGGGGGUCUACAUCGCAGAGCACAUCGCACAGACCGGCCUGCUGUCAGCGGUGGACCUGGUGGAGGUGAACCCCCUGCUGUGCAGCGAGGCGGGGGUCAGCUCCACCGUCAGCACAGCCAUCACGCUGCUGCUCGCCUGCUUCGGACGCCUGCGCCAGGGAGCCCACCCCCCCGCCUACCGCCUGCCCGAGCCCUGACGCCCGCUUCUCCCACUGCACCUGAACGCCUCGCACCAACCUCAGAGCUGCUAGCACCAAGGACGGGGGUGUUUUUUGAUUAAAAACACAUGGAAUGAUAUAUACUUUAUAGAUUUAUUUAAUGUAUUUGUUUUGAUUAUUUAAUAUAUUAACUUUCAGGAAAGAGUAACCGAGAAUUAUAUCUGAAUUGAAUCCAUAAAUAUGAUUAAAGUGUUAAAUGAAGGAAGAUACAACAUGGAUAUUUUUAAGUUAGAUUUUAAUUUUAAUAUUGAUUUUGUUUCCUUACGUUUGGGAAUCUUUCCUGUAAAAUAAACCGCUUUAAUCUGAUUGUUUUCUCAGAAUAUGAAACCCUACUGGGCUCAAAUGAAGUCCCGUGGGCUUUGAACAGUGAAAUAAGGGAAAUAACAGAUUAAAUAUCCAGUAUUUAGUUUGACUUAUAAUAACUUUAAAAUCAAACGAAUGCAAAACGUAUAUUCAUAUUUAAGAUAUUUAAGAAACACUUUUUUGUGUCUUUUAUAUUUGAAGUAAAUCCUGUCUUUCACCAUCGAUUAAAACCUGCACUUUUCAGACGAGGAUGAUCUUUGAGCCGAAACGUCUGAGAGAGAUUUCAAAACAUCUCGUGCUGCGUUCAUGUGACAACUGUGCAAAUUCAGAUUAGGAUGUGGCCUUGAGGGGGUGUGUGUUUAAAUAAAAUACAUCCUGAGGA
Molecule: messenger RNA, 1429 nt
Organism: Notothenia coriiceps (black rockcod)
Lineage: Eukaryota; Metazoa; Chordata; Actinopteri; Perciformes; Nototheniidae
Gene: arg1
Product: arginase 1
Exons: 6
Cellular component (GO): cytosol; cytoplasm; nucleus
Molecular function (GO): manganese ion binding; arginase activity
Source: RefSeq, a predicted model, not a curated record